ACAGCUGUAAAGAGCUUUCUGACUGUAAUUCAUGUAUUGGUAAUGACACAAAGGUAGAAGGCUGCAAGUGGAUCAGAUGUGAACAGCCGAAAGGUGAGAUGUGUGUAAAUGCAACAGAAAUAGGAACAAAGUAUUCCAACUGUACAGCUGAAGAACAGUGUUCUACUCCUACAGUUGUUCCUCUUUCCGAUACUACCACGCCGUCUUCCAAUACUACCACGUCACCUUCCAAUACUACCACGUCACCUUCCAAUACUACCACAUCACCUUCCAAUACUACCACAGCCAGUUCUACUACAGUUCAUACUACUAUAGCUAACGUCACCAAUGCAACCACACAUGUUCCUCUACCUACAACUGCUGUUACUUCAGUUGUCACAACACCCCGUGUUCCAGGUACAAGUACUACUGUGACUCCUACUCCUGCACCUUCUUCACGCAAAUCUACAUUUGAUGCUGCGAGUUUCAUUGGUGGAAUUGUCCUUGUUCUGGGUCUGCAGGCUGUUGUAUUUUUUCUGUACAAAUUCUGCAAGUCGAAAGACCGAAACUAUCACACGCUUUAGGACCUGCCACUUUAUAAUGGACUAGUAGCCCAACACCUGUAGUUCACUGAACCAAAAUAUUUUCUGUUGCUCAUGGAAGACAGCAGUUCAUAAUAUCCAUUAAAUCUCUAAAAGAAGACUUUAAAAGAUUAUUUUUGCAACAUUAUACUUGGCAAGAGGUGAUACGAAUCUCUUCAACAGGAUUACUUGCAAUAUGCUGCAUGGGUUCUAGUGGCUGUCUUAUUUUCCUUUAGUGGCUGCUGCUGUGGGACUUUUUUGAUAUGCCAAAUGUAGAC
Molecule: messenger RNA, 838 nt
Organism: Apaloderma vittatum (bar-tailed trogon)
Lineage: Eukaryota; Metazoa; Chordata; Aves; Trogoniformes; Trogonidae
Product: sialomucin core protein 24-like
Exons: 5
Cellular component (GO): lysosome; endosome
Source: RefSeq, a predicted model, not a curated record